UGUGCCGGCUGCGUGGGUGCGGGUGCAAGCUCCGCACCGGCGGGGCACACACUUGUGCGCGUAUCCAGCCGCUCCCCGCGAGCGCGUUACGUGCGGCGACCGCUGAGGUCCCGGGAAGAGCGGUGGGAGCCGCGUCCGUACCGUACCCAUCGCCUCGGUGCCAUCGGUGCACGUGUGUCGUCUGCGUGUGCAACACGUCCGCGGGGCUGCGCUUCUCCCUAAUUGCGCGGGGAGUUCGGCCUCGGGUUGUCCGGGGGGUUACGGAACCGGGGGGGGGAUAACGAAUUAAUUGCAGAUGAGAAGUAAUAUCCGUCUUUGAGUCAUCAGUCGUUGAGGCAUAAUUUCAUUCCGAAAGCUCUUAAUCAAACUGGAGAUCUGCUAUAAGAAAGCACCGCUCUUCCCAUAGGAUUAUCAGAUUUCCACCAGAGAAUACAGAUCCUGGAUUACUGAGCUGUGUGGGAUUUGCGUGAUUCUUUCUAAUUAGUCUCCCUCUCUGAGUUUAAAAUUCUUAAUUCGAAGGGGAGGAAGUUACUUGCUUCUAAAGGAAAAUAGCUAUCUUUUUUUUCCUCUGUCAUUUUACAUAGUUAUUCCGGUUAUUCUGUGCUCUGCAGAUGACUUACGGCCUUAAUUGGAUAUUGGUGUCAAAGGUUGAUUAGAGUCCCUAAUAGAUUUUGGAUCUGCAAGAGGAUUAUGGCUUUAAGUUCGUGGUUAAAACAAUCGUGUUUGUCAUCUCCCCUUGAGCAGCGGAGAGGACGAGCGAUGUAUUACAUUUCUGUUAUCUGCUCUUUGCUUCAUUAACGUAUUGUCAGGAGGUUGUCGGGUUUGCCUUUGUUGUUGUGUUUUUUUUCCCUCUGCUAUUUCAUUUGCAGACCGAAAAGAAAUGAACGUCAGAGGGGAUUUGUUUAAUCAUUUAGCAGCUGACACAAGCCAUGUCCCUAACAAAACGGUGGUGAAAGAGUAGAAGAUUUUUGGGAUACGGCAGCUCGAGCACCAUGAGACUGCUCUGGUGAGCCAGGGACAGCGCUUGCUGAAGGAUGCGGUAGCCCAGUGGUCAGGGCUCACCGAAGGGAGGCCGAUGGCUUGCAUGGAGCUUCUCUACCUGGCUGAAGAGAGCAGGCAGGGUGCCCUGGGCCCCGCUGCCGGCUGGAGCCUGCCCGCCCCUCACUAUGAGCAGCAGCAGCAACAGCAGCAGCAUGAGACAGGAGAGGUGGACUCCAGAGCAGCAGCGGCUGUGGCAGCCCUGCGCUGCGAACGGCACUGCAAGCCCUCACAGAGGGGCUCCAUGGCUGAGCCCACCUCAGCACCCCUGUCCUCCUGCUCGGGCAGCUCACCCCAAGAGCACCCCACACCCCCCAGCAACUCCCAGCCCUGCCACCUGCCUGAGCACUUUCCAGGGGAAGAGGAUGGAGGGAAGAAGAAACCCUGCUGCUGUAUCCAGGAACUCGAGACAUCCUUCUCCUGCGUGGAUGAAAAUGUAAACCUGGAGCAUGCAAGAAGUCCCUCCAGUCCAACAGGCUACCAGGAUGCUCCUCAGCAGCGCUCCUGCCGGGAGCUGCCUCCCGAGUGGGUGCAUGACUCUCCGUCCCUGGUCUCCGAGGAGGAUGAAACUGCCUCGGAGGCAGCGGCUGGGAAAUCCUUGGACUAUGGAUUCAUCAGUGCCAUUUUGUUCCUAGUCAGUGGGAUUUUGCUGGUGAUCAUUUCCUACGUGGUACCCAGAGACGUGACUGUGGAUCCCAACACGGUGGCUGCCCGGGAGAUGGAGAGACUGGAGAAUGAGAGCGCCAGGAUUGGGGCUCACCUGGACCGCUGCGUUAUUGCCGGGCUGUGUCUCCUAACCCUGGGGGGAGUGGUGCUCUCCAGCCUGCUGAUGAUGUCCAUGUGGAAAGGGGAGCUGUACCGGAGGAGCAGGUUUGCGUCCUCCAAGGAGUCUGCAAAGCUUUACGGGUCGUUCAAUUUCAGAAUGAAGUCUGGUGCAAACGAUAACAUGCUCGAGCUGUCAUUAGUUGAGGAAGAUGUGCUUGCCAUAGAUAAUUAGUGUGGUCAUGAUUUUUAAAGCAGUGUUUUCACAAAAAAAGUAUGUUUCAUUAAAGGAAAUAGAUGUGGCUAAAGAUGGAUGGUGAUGCAGUUUGUUUUUCUGACAAGAACAGUCUUUUUGUGAGCUCUCUAAUCAAAUGUUUGCAUUAUAUGAACACUUGUUGUAAAGGGAGAGCAAAUGCAAUUGGUAUAAAAUAAUGAAAACCUCUGAAUAAAAAGAGAUUUUUGACAAGUAGAUUCCUUAGAUAACUCCUUUAUCCUAACAAAAAGCGUUCCUUUGGUGUCUUGCCUACAUAAUUUUCUUAUUACUCUCAUAUAUAGAACAGGAACAACCUUGACAUGUUGGAAGCUUGUUGCAGCCUACAGAAGGAUUAUUAACUGUCUGCUUGGUGUCGUGUUAAGAAG
This is a messenger RNA of Phasianus colchicus (ring-necked pheasant), 2439 nucleotides long. RefSeq names its product transmembrane protein 74 (gene TMEM74). The record is from RefSeq and is a predicted model, not a curated record. NCBI's taxonomy places the organism in Eukaryota, Metazoa, Chordata, Aves, Galliformes, Phasianidae.